Molecule: messenger RNA, 1145 nt
Organism: Durusdinium trenchii
Lineage: Eukaryota; Dinophyceae; Suessiales; Symbiodiniaceae
Source: the annotation of a GenBank genome assembly
AAAAGCCGUGCCGGCCGUGCCUCUCUCCAUUUUUGGUCUUCGUGCGCCUGGAUUCGCCAUGCCGAGCAGCGUAUGCACCGUGUGCGUUCGGGCCGAGGCACGCUAUACAUGUCCUCGAUGCCAAGCUGGCUAUUGCAGUUUGAGCUGCUAUCAGGCACACAGUGGCAAGUGCACUGAGAGCUUCUACCAAACGCAGGUCCAAGAAGAGCUGCGCAGCCAGCGGGUAGACGAGGAGGAGAAGCGGCACUUAGAGAAGGUCCUAGCGGCCCUGUCACACUUGGAUCAGCCGGAUGAGGAAGAGGAGACCGAGGAGACCGAGGACAGCUUCUCGGAAGAUCGCCUGCAGAUGUUGGCGGACUUGGCCUCGCGCGGCGCCCUGCGCGUGGAAGAUCUGUCCGAAGAGGAGGCACGGAGCUUCUUUGCGGAGCUGAAGAAGGGCGACCUCGCACGAGCCAUCGGCCCUUGGGAGCCAUGGUGGCAUCAAACAGCUGUGGUCGAUUUGAUGUCAAUGGACGAUGAGUGCACGAACGGCGAUGAGCGGCUUCACCGGUCUCCUCCGGAACACCUCUGCUGCAGUGCGACUGGCGACCGGAAGGCACACCCCUCAGUGGUCUUCACCCUGCUGGAGGCGCUGUAUGCCUAUGUCCAUACCAUGCGCAGCUUCAAUGGCGACUGGGACUGGGAUCCUCUUCAGGCCGCAGCUCAUAUGUUCCACAUCGGACGAAGCAUUUGGGGUCGGCAAGUGUAUUCUUCCGCCACUGAAGCGCUGCAAGCCUCGCAGAGCAUGGCCAGUAAGUUGCCAGGCAGCUUCGCACCCUUCGACAGGCACUGCUUGGGAGACGUGGCUACGCUGCUACGGCGAUCCUUAGGGAGUUGUGCACGUGCGAUUUUAGAGGCGAAAGAGCUGAGUGAGCAAGCUCAUAAGCUUGCUGAGGAGCCCAAGUCAGCUUCACGGUUGCUACGGGGGGUGAAGAAGCUCGAGUUCUUGUCCGCCUUCGCCUGGUACCAUGAGGAGGUUUUGAGCGUCGAGGUCGCUGCCGAGGUGCAGGCCCUACAAGAGAUCCUCGAGGGUGCAGAGGCCAAAGCCGCCCAGAGGAUGGAAAUGGCAAAGAAUGAAAUAUUGUUACCAGAACGAAAUUAAAAUC